AUGGUGUGUGGCCGCGUGGUCCUGCUGCUGGUGCUCCUGUGCGCCCCCUUGAGGGCGCGUGUCUCCGAGCUGACCCUGAGCAUCCCGGAGGGGCUCCCCGCCGGGACGGUGGUGGGCGACCUGGCCGCCGCCCUGAGCGAGCCGGCGGCGGGCUUUUUGCUCUCCGAGAGCGGCGACUCGCAGGUCUUCCGCGAUCUGGACGUCCGCCCGGAUACGGGCCUCAUCUCCACGGCGACGGUCCUGGACCGGGAGACCCGGGGGAGCUACGAAUUCGCGGCCGCCACCCUGGCGGGCGAAGUAGUCAGGGUGCGCGUCCGCGUGGAGGACGUCAACGACCACUCGCCCGAGUUCUCUUCGGAGGAAGCAGAGCUGAAAGUGUCCGAGGCCGCCCCGCCCGGCGCCCGCUUUCGUCUGCCUGGGGCACGGGAUCGGGACGAGGGGGAACGGGGCGUGCGAGGGUACCGGAUAUCGGAAAGCCUCGCCGGGGAGAUCUUCCGACUGGAGCCGCAAGAUUCGGAUCUGGAACUGGUUUUAGAGCGCGGGCUGGACAGAGAAGCUCGGGACUUUUACGCCCUGACCGUGGAGGCCUUCGACGGCGGCGUCCCCGCCCGGAUCGGGAGGCUGCGGGUAAACGUGACGGUCCUGGACGAGAACGACAACCCGCCCGCUUUCCAGCCGGACCGCUUCAUCGCGUCCGUGCUGGAAAACGCUCCGGUCGGGACAUCGGUGUGCCGGGUCUCCGCCGUCGACCCGGAUGCGGGCGACAACGGAAGGAUCAACUUCAGCGUGGAGCGGCGGCAGAGUGACAACAGCUUCUUUUCCGUGGACGAGACCACCGGGGUGCUUUACCUCAACGAGCCGCUGGAUUUUGAAAGUCAGGCUUUCCAUGAGGUGAUGGUCACAGCCAGAGACAACGGCGUCCCGCCCGAGUCCAGUAGCACUUUGGUGCUGGUGACGGUGGAGAACGUCAACGACAACGGCCCCGUCAUCGAAACGCUUUUCCUCGGCGAGGACGGAGGAGUCUCCGAGGCCGCCGAGAUCGGACACUACGUGGCCAGGGUUUCCGUGUCGGACCCGGACGACCCUGGGGAGGCGCCGUCGGUCCGGCUGGAGGGGGACGAGGGCAAGUUCCUUCUGGAGCACGUCGACCGCUCUCUCUACGCGUUGCGCGUGGGCGCCCUGCUGGACAGGGAGGAGAAAGAUCUUUACCGUUUGAGGGUCCUGGCUACGGAUUUCGGGAGCCCCCCUUUGAGCUCCGAGGUGCUCUUUCCGGUCCGGGUGACGGACGUCAACGAUUGCUCGCCUGUUUUUGAGGAGGAUAGGCUUCUGGUCCGGGUCUCCGAGGACGUCCCAGAGGGGACUUCGGUCGUGCGGGUAGAGGCCCGGGACUCUGACUUGGGAGUCAACGCCGACGUCAGGUACUUCAUCCCGGAGUCGGAGUGCCCGGUGGGCGUGGACGCAGAGACCGGCCUGGUCACCACGGUGGCGCUCCUGGACCGGGAGGCGGGGCCAGAGACGUGUCGCCUCCUGGUGGUGGCGCGAGACGGAGGGGAGCCGGCCAGGUCGGCCACCGCCACCGUCACCCUCCUGCUGGACGACGUCAACGACAACCGGCCGGUCUUCCGGCAGAGUCUCUACCGCACCGCCGUGACGGAACACGCCGCCCCCGGAACCUGUUUUUUGCAAGUGGCGGCCAGCGACGCAGACACGCCAGAGUUUGGCGUCCUGGUCUACUCGCUUCCUGACGAGGAGUCGGACCUGUUCCGCAUCCACCCGCAAACUGGAGAGCUCUGCGUCUCGGGGGACAUUGACAGAGACGUCGGACAGAGCGUCCAUCACGUCCGGGUCAGAGCAGAGGAUCCGGGAGGCCUGAAGGCGCACGCGUGGGCGCGCGUGGAGAUCCAAGACCUCAACGACAACGCGCCGGUUUUUACUCCCGAGCGAUAUUUCGCCGGCGUCGGGGCUCACACGCCGCCUGGCUCCGAGAUCCUGACAGUGGUCGCCAACGACGCCGAUGACGGCGCCUUCGGCCGGGUCACGUACCGCCUGCUGCCCGGCGAAUUGUCCGCUCUCUUUGCCCUCGAUGAGCAAACAGGAACGCUGUACCUGACCUCGGUGCUUAGCCACCUGGGUUCCGCUAGCAUCGAGCUAGCCGUGGCGGCGCGAGACGCCGGCGGUUUAUGGUCGGCCCAACCGGCCCGGGUGACGGUCGACGUCUCAGCCGGCGCUCAGGCGACCUUCCGGAAGUCCCGCUACGCCUUCACCGUGGCGGAAGAUGCCCCGCCGGGGACCAGCGUGGGCUCCGUGCAGGCUGUCAACUCGCCAGAUUCUGCGGAAUCAGUAUCCUACCACAUUGCCGCCGGUGACCCACAGGGUCUCUUUGCAAUGGACGCCGCGUCGGGCCUGAUCAGCACAGCCAAACCUCUGGACCGCGAGACCCAAGCGUACGCAUUGCUCUACGUCCAGGCCUACACGCCGUCCUCCAUGGUCCGCAGCGAGGCGCAGGUCCACGUCUCGGUGGCCGACAUCAACGACGCAGCGCCCAUUUUUCACAGGGUCCAGGAUGCCAUCCAGUUGUCUGAAAACACAGCGCUGGGCGCCACAGUGUACGUGGCACGCGCCCGCGACUACGACGACGGCGCCAACGGUCAUGUGACCUAUCACUUGAAAGCCGGGGCUUUCGCGGUGAACCCCGACUCUGGAACCGUGACGCUAAAUCGAAGCCUGAAGGCGGACCCUCCGGAAAGGUAUCACUUAAUUAUCCAGCGUCAAUUCUGGCAAAUAAACUCUGGCAAAGCAGUGUUGAAAAUCAGUGCCCGAGACGGCGGCAACCCUCCCCGGAGCGCCACCCUGACUUUGAGCGUGAAAAUGGUGGCGUCAUCUCCCGGCGACGGCCUGGCUUUCGAGGCGCCGCUCUACCGGGCGGAGGUCGCCGAGGACGCCCGUCGCAACUCUGGGCUCAUCCGAGUGAGCGUCCGCGGGGCCCCUGGCGUCUCCCCACUCUACUCCCUGGAAGAGGAUCCGGGCUCCCUGCCGCCCCCUUUCGGGAUCCAUCCUCAAAGCGGUCGCUUGUACUUGCGCGACGAGCUAGACUACGAGCGAGAGCGGACGUACCGCUUCCGAGCGGUGGCCUCGGCGGGCGGGGCCCGGGCGACGGCGGCGGUGGAAGUCCUGGUGCUGGACGUCGACGACAGCGCGCCGGUUUUCAACGAGGCCGAGUACUUCGCGGCCGUGACGGAGGGACCGCCGCCUCGGGGUCCGGCGGUACGGGUGACGGCCACCGACCGAGACUCCGGAGAGAACGCCCGGCUGUCCUAUGUCCUGCUUUCGGGCGUGAAGUUCUUCCGCGUCCAUGCCGAAACAGGUGAGAUCUUCAACUGGGUGGAGUUGGACCGGGAGCAGCGGAGCCAGCACACUUUGGAGGUGAUGGUCAGCGACCGAGGCAGCCAGCGACACAGCGCCACCGCCCGCGUCCACGUCCUGGUUACCGACGUCAACGAUAACCCGCCGCGCUUCGUGCACCCGCCGGCUAGCCCGGAACGUCACGUCCAGAUAUCAUCCGGAAUACCAAAAGGAUCCCUUGUGACAAACGUAUUUGCCAAAGAUUUGGAUGCGGGAGAAAAUGGAACAAUCACUUUUACGUUGCUGAGUGUCGGCGCAGGUGGUGAAAGUUUGCCACAUUUCGAGAUUGACGGUGAGAGCGGCGACAUCACGACCACAUCGCUGUUCGAGCGCAGCGUCCAGGAGACUUACCUCCUCCGGGUGACGGCCAAGGACGGCGGAUCGCCGCCACUAGAGGGCACUGCGCGCAUUCACUUGCAGGUGUACGGAUCAGAGGAGCGAGCCUCCUCCCCAGUUGUGAGACAUCUGCGAAUCCGAGAAGAUGCAUCGCCGGGCCCUGUGAUCGGUUCGGUGGGCGUCCCGUCUCUGGGAAAGAACAUAGACUACUCGGUCAUGGAGGACGACGAGGACUCCCCUUUCGGUGUGGACUCCCGUUCGGGCGAUGUCUACGUCCGCCGGCCUUUGGACUAUGAGGCAACUGCCCAGUACUCGCUGGUCGCUCUGGCCGAAGACCGGGUUGGCCGGAACAUCACGCUGAGGGUGCUGGUGACGGUGGAGGACGCCAACGACCACACGCCGUGGUUCCCCGACAAUCUGGCGGCGUUCGCCUUAAGAGAGGACGCCCCUCUGGGCUCGCUGGCGUUUGCCUUUUGCGCCACAGACGGGGACGGGACGUACCCCAACGGCGCCCUGCACUACUCCGUGGCGUCGCCCCCGGGCUUCCCCUUUCUAUUGGACCCUCGGAGUGGUAGACUGACGGUGGCGGCGCCCCUGGACCGCCGGAGACGCCCAACCUACACCUUCACUGUGACGGCCAGCGACCGAGCGGAAAGGCCGCUAGAGCGGCGGAGCGCGUCGAUAACAGCGAGGGUCUUUUUGCUGGACGUCGGUGAUAAGCGUCCCACGGAAGGGAGUCUCAUCCACCGUUUGGUCCCCACUGAUGCGGACCAUCCAGAAAAUAGGACGGCGGCCUACGUCAACCUGGCAGGAAACCAAAGAGGCUUGUUCACUCUGGAAGAAAAUACAGGUACGAAUGAAUAUCUCUCUUCAUAUAUUAUAUUAAAUGAAACUCCCUUCAAAGGAGGACAUCCCGUCGUCUUUCCCAUCACCUCCAUCGACGCGCCGGUCCAAGACGACGACGAUGAGCGCACACAGCCCUACCACGUCACCGUCCCGGAGGACGCACCCAUCGGUACCACGCUCCUGACCUUCUCCGCGUCCGACCCCGAAAACACGCAUCUGGACUACGUCCUCUCCGCGGGAAACCGGGAGGGGCUUUUCCGCUUGAAAUCCGAAACCGUCCGCUCAGAGAACGGGACGAAUAAGAUGGGGCGCUUGGUACUGCACAGUUCACUAGACCGCGAGACCGCAGACCACUAUGUGCUUACGGUGAGAGCGAACCGUCGAGGGACAACAACACAUCCAGCUGGUUACGCCGUGGUAACGGUGACCGUUUCGGACCGGAACGACAACCCACCGCUGUUCUUCAGCGCAGAGUAUCGCGUCCGAGUGGCAGAAAAUGCCCCCGCGGGUACCGGCCUGGUACGGGUCAGCGCCAGCGAUCUCGACGCGGGAGUCAACGCUAAGCUACGCUACGACAUCGUCUCUGGUAAUGGCGGAGGACGCUUCCGGAUGAACCCCGGGUCCGGACUUAUGGCACUCGACGCUCCGCUAGACUACGAAGAAGAGACGGAAUACAUCUUGACGGUUCGGGCGCGUGACGGUGGCGACUCUUCAGAAGCAGGGAAUCUGGCGUUCACCACGGUUUUUGUGGCGGUAUCGGACGAAAACGACAACGGUCCUUUCUUUGCCUUCCCUGAGUUGAACUGCUCCGUGUCGGAGAACCUCCCGACGUCGACGCGUGUCUGCUCUGUCCAGGCCGUGGACAAAGACACCGGCGCCUACGGGCGACUGACGUACUCUGUACUGUCUUCCUGUCCCGAAGAUUUGGCCGAAACGCCCUUGGCUGUGGAUCCCCGGUCCGGUGACGUCCGCACCCUCCGGUCGUUGGACUACGAACACCGACGCGAGUACUGCUUUGUGGCAGAAGCCCGGGAUGCGGGCGACAAGACGGCGACGGUGCGAGUACGCAUCUCCGUCAAAGGAGAGGACGAGUUUGAUCCUGUCUUCACACAGAAGCGGUAUCGCUUCUUUUUACCUGAAGGCGCAGAGCCUGGCCGUGCCGUUGGCUUUGUUACGGCGCUGGAUGGGGACGGGGGCGCCGAAGGGAAGGUGGAGUACUCUCUCUUGGACCCGUCGCCGUUCAUCUCCGUGGACAAAACCCUGGGAGCUGUGUAUGCGUUGGGCGCGGCGGAAUUGUCCGUGUUCGCUGCGAGCCCCCGACCGGGUUCCAGGAAAGCAUCCUGUCGGGUUUCGGUGGAAGUCUCGGGUCCAACCUGGGCGCUCAGCCACCACGUGCUCGGUCUGAGCGUCUCGCUCGCCGCCGUCCUCUUCUCCCUGCUCGUCUUCGCGGGUCUGGUGCUCAGAUCCAAAGUUGAACAAGCCGCCCCAAAAAAGACAGCCGCCGUCCCGGAUCUGCCGGACCGUGGCUUCUCCGUGCGGCACAUGAAACCUGUAGUCUUGACCGAAAACCGCCACACGCCGUCCGACCGGAGCGGUCGUGGCUCGGCGGAAGGCGAGUCGGUCGAGGACCAGGAAAUCCAGUGGAUCAACGGGGGUCACUUGUCAGAGAAACCGCUGGGAAGGAUCCGAGAAAGGAAUUCGGAUGGGGAUUGUUCGCCCUCCCCGGACGAGGGCUACGCAUGGGAGCGCCUUCUGGACUGGGAGCCCGGCUUCCGGACAUUAGCAUCGGUCUUCGCCGACAUCGGGAUGCUCCCGGACCGAGGGGAGCCGCCUCCCCUCAUCACGUCGGUGGCUCGCCCGGGGUUGCGGAGUGUGCGUCCCCGCCCACCCCUGGCCAGGAACACGGGGCUCACGCCGACGGCCAUGACGCCCACGUUCUCCCCUUCGCUGUCGUCGCUCACCGUCAGGAGUCCCGGCGCCUCUCCGGUCAUAUCGGACACCAGGCUGGACUCGGGGCCCCCAACCGCCAGCCUGCUGGAGGCGGAAAUACAAGUGUGA
Messenger RNA from Nerophis lumbriciformis (worm pipefish), 6642 nucleotides. The record is from RefSeq and is a predicted model, not a curated record. NCBI's taxonomy places the organism in Eukaryota, Metazoa, Chordata, Actinopteri, Syngnathiformes, Syngnathidae.